Molecule: messenger RNA, 7097 nt
Organism: Asterias rubens (European starfish)
Lineage: Eukaryota; Metazoa; Echinodermata; Asteroidea; Forcipulatida; Asteriidae
Exons: 12
Coding region: 63-1061 (332 amino acids)
Molecular function (GO): mRNA binding
Source: RefSeq, a predicted model, not a curated record
ACUCAAACUUUUAGAAUGUUUUCUUUACUCUGGUGCGGACAUUGUUCGUCAGCGGGUUACCAAUGGAUGCAACACCGCGGGAGCUAUACCUGUUGUUUAGAGCAUAUCAGGGUUAUGAAGGCUCGCUGCUAAAGCUAACAAGUAAACCUGGGAAAAGUUCCUCUCCGGUUGGAUUUGUCACAUUUGAGAGCAGAGCAGGUGCAGAGUCGGCAAAGCAAGCGUUAUCAGGAGUACGCUUCGAUCCGGACCAACCCCAGACCAUUCGAUUAGAAUUCGCCAAGUCCAACACCAAAGUGACCAAACCUAAACAGACGUCCCCACAGCCAGCCAACCUUCCUGUGAUGGGGCCCCAUCCUGGACAGCUAACACCAAGAGACCCCUAUGACCUUAGCACUGCUGUGUUUUUGCCACACGCUGCCGAGGCAUGGGCACAUCAUCCUCUAGCUGCAGCGUACGCCGACCUGACUCCUGCCACACCAGCGAUGCAUCAUCCAGUAUUUGCCGCACACCCUGCCUUACAUGCACAAAUACCGGCAGACGGUGCUAGAGUCACAUACGUACUGCCCCACCAUGCACACUCAGCUGUUGCACACCCCCACCACCCCCACCCACACACGUCUCUGCCCCAGCCUACCAUGCCCAUGAAUAUGGCUAAUGCAGCCACCAUGGCAGCCAUUGCUGGGUCAGCACCGUGCUCCACUCUCUUUAUUGCAAAUCUGGGCACCGGCGCCAAUGCCGAACAAGAGCUGAGGGACCUGUGUAGUAGUAGCCUACCGGGGUUCACUAGGCUAAGAGUCCACAACAAGGGAGGAGCACCUUGCUGUUUUGUGGAAUUUCAGAAUAUUCCUUGUGCUACACAAGCACUGACACAUCUUCAGGGUGUAUUGCUGCCGUCCAGCGACCGUGGUGGCUUACGAGUAGAAUUUGCAAAAGCUAACAUGGGAGAGAAAACCAUAGAAUGGUCAGCCGGUGGGUUGAUCUACUCGCCGUCUCCGGCACACCACCAAAUCGGAGUUACACCCAUCAACCGAACCGCAGCUAGCCCUAUAUUCCAGUUCUGAAUCAAGCCUAAACGUCUUGAGAUCAUUCCUCGUCUGUCGCCAGUAUUGCCCCCACAGACAGUACUGUAGCCUUUCAGAAGUCAACCGGACGGCGGCCGUCAUAUCGUGAGGGAAUGAUGACGUCAAUCUCUAGGAGCUACAAUCCCGGCCAUAUCUCGUUGGGCCCCCGCACCAUGACCUCCAUGCCCCCUUUUAAUGUUGGCUCUAUUUGCGCGGUCUGCGCUACCAUCAGCAUUGAGCGGGGGUACGGGGAAAGGAUAUUUACAGUCAUGUUGCGAAUGGGUGGCCCAAGCAUUUUGACCGGGAUUUUAGGAAGGGGUGGUUUAAUUGCGCCUGGCUGAGGUGUAGAGUGGUUGGUGUCUUUUUUGAGUCCAGUGCUUUUUUGAUCAUGAAUAUGAGGCUUUCAAACUGGUGUUGAAACAGUUUUUUCUUCAUUUCGAUAAAACAAAACAAAUUCAAGUAAUUUAUAUUUUUGAGGUGUACAAUUAUAAUAUUUAAAGAAAAAGAAGGGUUUUUUAUUCUUGUUUUAUUUGAACGACAAUGAUUAUGAUUAUGAUGGAUGCGGCCCUGUGUCCUGAACCGUGGGAUGGGAACGCGGAGUCUAAAAGAAGCAAGUAUGGGGGUUUUUGUAAAGAGUUUUUCUACCUCGAUAACCAGCAUGUUCUGCUGAGACUGCAAACAGCCACAAAAGGGUUGCUUUCGUUGUUUGUACUUGGUCUCAAGUCGGGGUUUAUUCACUCAAAUUUUUCGUUAGAAAUGAGCUAUAGCAUGUUGAAUAAAUCUUUCUUUUCGGGAGAAAUUGUGAUUCUCGAAGCGUUCAGACCAAUUAGCCUUUUUGAGGUAUGGCGGACACUUUAGGAGUGCACUGUUUGGUUUGGGCGUACACUGACAAAUUUAUUCAAACCUUUUUAUAGUGUUGAAGCAUUGUGUCCGCCAUAUCUCAAAAAGGCUUAUUCAACUCCUGCUCUUCUCAGAACCACCACUCUUCUCCAAAAGGAGAGACUCUAUACAAACAAAGCUGAGUCCUUAUUGCAAUCAAGACACCAUCGUUGUAUUUUUUACACUUGUGCUUUCUUAGCUGCUUGCUAUGUUGGGUUUUCUUCUACAACACUGUGACUUUGGCCGCAGGUGGCGGCAAAGUUUUUUUUCUUCAGGGUUACAAGAUCAAAGCAGUUUGAAGAUUACACAAACAGCGGUCGGCAUGUUAUGAUCAUAAUCAUUGGUGUUGGACAUAAUCUAAUAGAUAAGAUGAGGAGUAAUUACAAGAUGUACCGUGAUGUUUUACACAAUUUAGUUCUGGGUGAAAACAAUGCCGAAGGCAUUUGCCUUGAGAAAGUUUUACGGAGACGUCAGUUGGUUUGUCGUGUGUGAUAAAACGACAAAUUUAUGAAAUUAUUUGUGUAUUUUGCUUACAUUUUGUAUUUUGGAUGAAGAGAUGUUUGUAGGAGUAUGUACAGAAAAUCAUUGAAUCCUUUGAUCAUUUUUUUCCUUCUCAGGUAGGAAGUUCUCUGAAACGCUGAGGUUAAAAUUUAAUCCCAAAAAGUUAAAAAAAAAAAGUUACAAAAAAAAAGGUCUUUCAUUCAACAGAAGUUAACAGGAGUGCUUUAUAGAGCCAUAAAUUGGCAUUGACUUUUUUUAUGCUCUUCCUGGAAUCAGAAUUUUGAUUAAUUAUUUUUAGGGAGUUAUUCCAAAACUUGAUGUCUGUGCCAGCUUUAGACUUGGUGGCCUUGAAUGAAGUUGUACAUUAAUGAAGUAUUUAAAUCAGAUGAAGUUUUUCUGCUUGGAAAUUUAAAAAUAACACAUGUAAAACGGCGAGCAUCAAAUUUACACACGCAUUUCUUUUAAAAGUGUUUGGCAAAACGGUCUAUUGCACUUGGCUUUAUAUUAAAAAUAUGUAAAACUAAAUAAAGCAAAAAGCCUGCUAUUGGUGAACUUUCAGCGAGGUUUAACCAAUCAUAGGAUGUUAGUUUAGGUCGUUACCGGUCUGAGCCAAUCAGGAUGAUUCUCAAUGAGAAGAAGAAACAAAUGGUGAAUGAAAGCAGUCGUUUCGUUGGUGGAUUUUUGUUUCUAGGCUGUGUUUUCUUCUAUUCAUCAUGAAGCAAAACAAUUCAGGGUAUAUUCUUUGUAAGGUAACAAAGUGUGUGAAGAAAUCAUCAUUUUUACAAAAAUAAAUAGAUAAAAAAGACAACAAAAUGUGUUCUAUAUAAUAAAGUUGGCAUUUUCACAGAGGAAAUUCAACUGAUAUUCAGUCUGUGUCUUGUGAGUGUAUGAUGUUUGCCUUAUUUAUGAAGAAGAAAAUGUAUAAAAUACAAGGGACCUUGUAGUAGUAGCUGUAAUAACUGUUGGGGGUCAAAUCUUUAUUUAAAAAAAAAAAACACUCUGGUAACAUUUCAAAUAACAGUCGUCUCUCCGGCUGGUCUCUUGCUAUAAUACAGUUCAAUAUUGAAAUAUCUUUUAUGAAAAACAAACUCACCUUUAACCCAAGUCUUUCUCUUCAGUCAUUCAAAUUGUCUAACGUCUUACUUUGUCGUAAGUAACGGUUACAGGCUUCAGAUGUACCUUAAACCAUGGCGAACAUCAAUUGUUUAUGAACAACUACAGAUGUUUUUCAACUUAGAUUCUCCCUUUGAUACAUUAUUUUUUUCUUUUGGUCUUGAAUUUUUUAAGGACUUUGCUUUUUGUUUUUACUUGUGGGGAUAUUUUAUCCCCAGAGUUAAGAGCAAUUUCAAGGCUGAAUUAAUGUUGGCGUAAACUCGGUGUGUGAAUUAAGUAUUUUGUAGAGCAAGGGGGAAACAAAAAUGUAAUGGGUCUUUAAAAACUCUCAUGACUAGCAAUGUCAGUUGGUAAUCAAAGCAUUUAUAUACUAUUCCCAUCCCAAUAUUUGAGCAACCAUGUUUUUUUUUCUUAUCUUAUUUUGAAAACUAUGAACAACUAUUCAGUCAUCCUUUACUAUUCAGUCAUCCCCCAAGUUGUUUGGGGUGUUGUUUUGUUAUUGCACCAACUGUAUCUAUAGACAAAACUAUUACUCUAAUUCACGUUGUCGUCGGCCAUUUUUCUUUGUGUGCUAUGGUUUUACUCCUCACUGAAGUAUGGGUUUUGUUUUGUGACUGUACCGAGAGUGAUCUAUAAUCAGUUUGUACACACUCUUCACUGGUAAACACACCCGAGGUGUUCUAAAAUACCACACCCUUUAUGUUUGGGUGUGGUCUCCACCACUCACAACAGGCUGAUUGUUUUUACGCCUAGCUUUGCUACCAUUGGCUGGGGGAUAGCGGUACACUAGCUACAGAAUGAAAAGAUUGCCUUUUAUGUUCUGUCUGGACCAGCGGUCUGUGUCAUUCUGUUCACCAGACUGAUGGUUUUAAGCCCCAGCUUUGCUUUUAUCUGCUGGUAGCUAAACGGCAGAAUGAAAGUAUUGCUUUCUGUUCUGCCUGGACCACCAUUCUGUGUCAUGCUGUUCACCAGACUAAUGUUUUUUUGCCCAGCUUUGCUAUCAUUGGCUGGUACUGGAAACUAUAAGGCUUGAAAUAAAGUGGUACACAAGCUACAGAAUGAAAAGAUUGCUUUUCUGUUCUGUCUGGACCACUAUUCUGUGUCAUUUUGUCCACCAGACUAAUGGUUUUACACCCAGCUUUGCUAUCAUCGGCUGGUACUGGAAGCUAAAAAAGCAUGGGGAUAGUGGUAUACAAGCUACAGAAUGAACAGAUUGCCUUUCUGUUCGGUCUGGACCACCAUUCUGUGUCAUUCUGUUCACCAGACUACUGGCAAGCUUUGCUACCCUCAGCUGGUAGCUAAAAGGCUGGGGGAUACACCCAAGCUAUAGAAUGAAAGUAUUCUGUUAACCAGCCUAUCAGCGAUAUUUAAUCCAAUCCAAAGUUCAUUUAUCUAUCUCUGUUCUUAUAUUAUUAGUAUUAUUAUUAAGAAAUAAUUCUAUACUGUUGUCUGAUUACUCCAAUAUUCUUUCGUAUAAAGUUAAUGGUAUUAUCGUAGCUAAUUAGCUUAAAUGUUUUCAGUGUUUUCCUUCAUUAUUUUUGAUAUAAGUGCUUAUUUGCAACAAUUAUUUUGUGCGAGUCCAAAGAGUCGAAAAUCAUUAUAGUCUAAAAAGAAGCGACAAGCCCAUCAAGUACAACAGCGGUUUAAAAGAUACAGUAUGGGAUUGUAACCUCUGUUCAAAAUGGCUGAACAUCGAGCAGAAUCCAAUUAUAUGCUAAGUUGUUUUGUCAGCCAUCAUGGUAAGCGCGGGUUCAGUCUCCAUUUUAGAUAAUGAUGAUUUGUCAAGUUGCAAUAUGGUUUCAAUUUUACAGUAAAAGCCAUGUAUUCCAUUACAUUAUUUAUAGUUAAUUCAUUCGUUUAAAAGUAUUCAUUUUUAAGUUUAUUCUAGUGUUCUAGUAUAUUCAUGUGCAGAUUCAAGCGUAGGUCAACCAAAGGUCAAUAUGUUACUUUGUUUGUCUCUCUCUCUCUGUGGGGUUCUUCAGUCAUUAAAAUGGCAUCCUGAUAUAUUUUUGUUUUCUUUUAUUCUUCGGUCUUUGCUUUAAAAUACUAUUACUCUAUAGGUGUGAAUAUUACUAUGAAGUAAUGUUUGCUAUUUUUCAUUGUUUUCUUCCUAUUUAAAGAAACCAGUUCUUUCCCAAAUGUUAUUCAAUGAAUCAUUGAUUUUUAAUUGAUUCAGAAACAAGAGAUUUUAAGGUGAUCCUUCAUGAAGCCGAUUUGCUCAAAAUGCCCGAGCAAAAAUUGUUUUCUUCUACAGUUUUUUUAUAGAAUUUUUUUAUUUGUUAUUUGUGAUAAUUGUUUCAUAAUUUCAAAUUAUUAGUAAUAAUGGAGGAGUAUUCUCUUGCAUGUAAAUUAUUCAAUGAAAGUUAGGUAGAGAGUUGUUGUGGUGGGUUUUAUUAAAAAAACAUUUAUAAACUUUUUUUGAUUUUGUUAUAAUUUGUUUUGGAGAGUUAACUUUUGGUGGCAAUUUUAAGUUAAAUCAAGGCGAAGUGUAUGAUUUAUGGUUUGAUUUCCAAAUUGUUUGUUUGUUUUUAAAAAUUCUUGUUCUUUAAUUAAACCAGUCCCUUGGUAAAGCUUAUGAAGAAAAAGAUAGUGAUUUAGUUUUGAUAAACUACCGUGCAAGUAAAACAAAACAAAAGAGAGAAAAAAAGGGAAACGGGAUUCAGUAGUCUGAAAUCUAGAUUGUUGGGCAUGCAGAUUAAAUCGUAUUGUCAGAUGCCUUAAACUAUUUUGAAAUAGAAUCCAUUUUUAGGAACCGUUAGUCUGUAGAUGAGUAUUGUUGAUACAAAACAAAAUGGUAGCAGGGCAAAUGCACACUGCUGUAAAAAAUUAUUAGAAAUGUUACCAAAAUAAACGUGGCAUUUCGUGUAUUUGUUUGCAAGGAAGAGUUGUACAUACUUAUGUCUACUUGUUUAAAAAUUUAUGAAGUUAUAAUGUCAUGAAUGUAAAGAGAUAUGAAUUGGCCUUUUUUGGUUGUCUUAGUAGUAAUAGCUUUGAAUAUUGGCUGUAUUUAUUGAAAAUAAAAGAAUAAAAAAUUGAUGCAUUAAAGUUCCUAUUUUUUAGGAUAAAAUGAGAUUUUUCAGAGCUUAAAUUAUUGAUGCAAACAAUAUUUGUACGGAUGUAAACAAUUAUUAUGAAGAUAGCAGAUUUUGUCCUUUUCCUUUUCAAUUCAUUAUUUUGUUCUUAUUAUUUUUGUUUAUUUAGUAUAAAUGUUACUUUUGUUGUUGUUUUCUUCAUUAUCUUCUUUCAUCGUGACUGACGACCAAAACUGUAAAAUAAAACCCGUAUAAAUUUGAACUUUUGAGAAAUAUCUUUUAAGUCUAAAAAUUUGAUUUGUGGGUUUAAAACUUCACAGAAGCUUGUGUGACACCCUCAAACAAUUCAAAAAGGCGUGUUCAUUAUUAUUUCACAAGGUCAUUAUAGAGGAGGUCAACACUGAGUGUUUAAUCUAUCCUUGGGGCCCAAUUUUCUUCGAGAAAAAAAAUAGCUUAGCACAACCAAAAUUAUGCUUACCAGCAUAACGUUACCAGCCAAACUACAAUCUUA